Cydia splendana is the source of this 3522-nucleotide messenger RNA. RefSeq lists its product as uncharacterized. Lineage: Eukaryota; Metazoa; Arthropoda; Insecta; Lepidoptera; Tortricidae. The transcript has a single exon. Bases 1 to 1038 code for a protein of 345 amino acids. The record is from RefSeq and is a predicted model, not a curated record.
AUGCCUUCCGAUGACGUCAGCGACUUGAGAGACGUCGUCGACGCCAUCAACAAACUCUGCGACACGAUGAAGACGUCCAGCUACGACGAGGACACUUUCGAAAGCUGCUCCCGAUCGGGCAGCGUCGAUUUAGUCGACGCGCUCGUAACUGAGGAGACGAUCCCCGAAGAAACUGUUUUGGAAGAAGUCGAAAGCGACCCCGAUUGGUACGUAGCGUGCCAGGUUGAAACGGCGGAUCCGAGCGACGUUAUAUUUAAGAAGGUGGAGCAUUACAAUACGGAGACGUGGCGACAAUCCGUUUCUAGGCUAGAGGUGGCCUCUCCGGAGGAUGUAGUCGUGAGUACCGCUGAGACGUAUAUAGCGGAAACGUGGAGAGUACUGCAAGCGGAAGUUCACAAAACCGAGCAGGAUAGAUGGAGUGAGUCUUCGAGGGUGGAAAGUUCAGAAUCGGAGCAGAAAGCGCACGAUAGAUUGAGUGAGAAGCCGACUAGAGAAACGGUGAUUCCAGAGGAAGUAUUGCAGAAAGCCAAACCAAGAGAGACGCAAGAUAGAUGGAGUGAUCCUUCCUCGAGAGAAAUAGUGAGUCCAGAAUUCGUGCAAAGAGCGAAAGUAGAGACUCAAGAUAGAUGGAGUGAUCCUUCAUCUAGGUCAGAAAUAGUGAGUCCGGAGAUAGUGCAGAAACACGAGGGUUCAGUAGAGAGAUGGAGUGAUUCUUCCAUGUCCUUGCCGGGGCAGAUAGAAGAGGAGACAGUGACGUCUGAUGAGCGACAAGCUCAUGAAAGCGAGAUGUACUACACAGCUUCGUCUGAAGUUUCCUUGCUCUCCGAUUUGGAGGGAGCUGAUAAAGUACAAGAUGAGCCAAUAGAGAAGGAAGAUGAUAGGAAAGAGUGCGUGAUAGCGGGGCACGUGGCCGCGAUGCGGGAGCGCUUCGAGAGUAUGACGCGCACGAACACGCCGUGCCCGGACCUCAUGCGCUCGGCGUCUCCCGCGCUAGACGUCUUUAGAAACAUUACGCCUUCCCCUGAUCGUUUAGGAUAAAAGUUAGAGUACACGAGGCCAAUCUAAGUGACACUUGUUUAUAGAAACGCCAAUCGAUGUAUAUGGAAAUGAUCACGUGACCUUUUGUUCGUAUAUCUCCGAAACAUUUUUACCUACUUUAAAAUUGGCGUUUUCGAUAAACGAGUGUUACCUUGGCUCGGCCCCAGGUUAGGGAAGAGGUAGAUUAGUUAAGAUUAAAUCUUGAAUUUCUAAGUGAGUAUCCUUUAAUAGAGUACUUGAGAUGUUAGAAAGUCCUAUCGAAAUAUAUAUUUCUACUUCUGCCUAACAUUUCUCCUACUGGUAUACUAGUUAUUUGUGGUUGUAUUGGUGCAUUUAUUUUUAAGUACACGUGUAGACUACCUUAUGUAGUCAGGGCAAUAGGUUUUCAUAUCAAGACUUAUUUUACGGUAAGCGUUACUGUUAUUAUUUAUAACUAGUCUACCUCUUUUCUUAGGUAUCAUAGACAAGACUGUAGAAGACGUAGGUACGUAGUUGAAAUAUAUAUCGUAGAGGUUGUAACAGCUGAAAUACUUAGAUGGCUCUACGCCUUAUGAUUUGUGUUAACUGGAUUGUCAAACGUUAGCGCUUGAUAAAAGUUACUUGAAAUAAAUCAUUUAUUAUUAUACGUUAUUAUAAUCUAGUAGCUACGAAAAUAUAUGGCGACUUGCAGCGCCAUCUAGUUCAACUCUAAAGCCGCUAUACGAUAUAUUCUUCAACUGUGCUCUGUGUAAGGUCUUUUGUCUAUGUUAGGUAUAGUUGUGGUGUGAUUCAAUUUUGUAUCCUCUUUUUACGAAGUAACGAGUAUUUUAAAAGUAUUGAGAUGCAACCUUUGCUAGUCUUAUGCGAUAACACCAACAGUAACGAAAGUGCCAAGGGUGUUUCACACUUAGUAGGAGGGUUGUGAUUUUUUUCUUAGCUUACCUUAUGAAUUUGUACGAAUGCAAUAAGUCUUCUGAUAGUCAAAAGGUUAUGUCGGUAAUGUUAUCUUAGGGUCGUUAUUUUAGAAUUGCCCAUAUUCUGUAGUGUACCAAUAUGGGUGCAAACAUCCAAAAAUACGUGCCAUAUUCAAAAAUAUGUCCCAUAGCUCUUAUGUCAGCGAAUUAAGAACUAUGGGACAUAUUUUUGAGUAAGUUAUAUGCACCCAUAUUUGUACACUUGACUGUACCUACGCAUUUUUAAAUUUUAAUCUGAAAUGUAACUAAGUGACUCCAUACAUUUCUCACUGUCAGAAGAUUCAUGGGCGAAGGGGUACAUAUCGGGAAGUUGCAUAGUUUUUAGAAAAUGUAAGGGCAACGUUACGAUUUCUUAAGCAGUUUAUAUUAUCUUCAGUAUAUUUGCACUGCACUGAUAUACCCAGUGAUUAGCGACAUGUAAACAGUACUAAUUAAUCUAUUGUGAUCUGGAGAAGCUCAAAUUUUGUAGUUUUUUAAUGAAACUAGCCUUGAACUAUUGCGUCAGACCAAGUAUCAUGUAAAUGCUCUGAUUAGCUUAGCUUACGCUUUAAACUGAAGAGUUUAUGGGUAAUAUUCGGACGUUCAAACCGAUGUCCUUAUCCUACUCGUGUUUCCGCACAUGAGAAGCCAAGAUGCCAAUCGUUUGCGCCGUCGUAACGAACGAAACGGUAAUGCAUCUCUAUCACUCUUCCAUAUAAGAGCGUCAGAGAGACAGCGUUUCGUUCGCUACAGCGCAAACGAUUGGCAUCUUGCUAGGCCCCCAGAGCUUUAAGGAGUGUGCGAUCGGUUCUGGUGGCAGACGCUCCAACUGGUUACUGCAUUCUGUAGAGUAGAUUAACCGAAGCAGUACAGUCAGCGUGGUAUAGUAGGUAGCGUCCAAAUUAUUCAAAUAGUUCGGUACGCCAUACAAAUAAUAUGGUGUUCCGAACUAUUUGAAUACUUUGGAUACUACCUACUAUAUGACUCUGACUGUACAUCGAGUUUUACAAACUAAUCUAAGCAGAGAGCGGAACCUAGAAUACGAUGACCAAAACCAGCAUGUUAUUUUCCAAAACUCAGGAUAAUGGUAGCGGUUCGAAUGCUACAAUAUUAAUAGGGGGACCUUACGCUAAGUCAAUAUGACGUCACGGCAGGACCCUGAGUUGUUUGGCCAGAUCGCCGCCAUUUUAUUCAUAAUCUGCUCUGAUUGGCUGACGACUUAUGCUUCCCUAUUUACGUAAUCGAUUAUAUACUUAUUAUAUAAUUUAUAAAAAGUUGCCAUAAAAGUUAAACAUUUGUUGUCAAAUUAUUUUAUAGAAAUCAUUCGGUUACUUUAUGACUUUUGUCUGUUGUGAAUUUUGUACCAAAUGUUUAUUGGGUGAAACAAUUUAUUUAAUGGUGAUAUUAGUUGUAUACAAUAUGAAAUCUUGUUGUAAUCCAUGUACUUUAGUGUUAUCAGUCUUCUAACAGUGUAGUUUUUAGUCCUAGUUAUUAUAUAAACGUGUUAUGUGUACAGACCAGACCUUUAACAAUAUACGGCUACUUAAUACAA